UGCUUAAAAAGGUUAAGUUACAUCACCAAAAACUUACAAAUGAAAGUCAAUGAUGAAAGCUCGACUGUCCGAUAUAAAUUUCGACGACAACUUAUGUACCACCAUUUGGAGAGUAUCAAUUGGAAAUAGUAAUGUGAAUGACUACAGCUCGCCGCAAAAAUACGUGAAUAACUCAUCACCAGGGAACACGCGGAGUGCAAUUUUCAAGAAAACAACACUAAAAAUGCCAUAUGAGAUGUAUUACAGUGCCAACAAUAAUAACAAUCACCAUGAAAACAGCAACAAUGGCUCAUUGGCUCUGCUGCACACUCCCAUAACUGACAUGGAUUCAACUACCAACACGCUCGUGUAUGGUGCGUACGAGCUGGAUGUCAUCAAUCGCUCGCUGGUGUUGACAGCAAAUGUCAGUGCCAACACAACAUCUCUCAGCAAUAUCAUCAACCCUCCCCCAAUAGUGUUUAUGACCAAUACUAUGAAGAACGUCACAACUACCAUUGACGCGGACGAGGAAUGGGCGCGUUUCUACGACUUGAUGCUGUCGUGGCAGGGCAUUUGUCUAAUUGCUGUCUUCAGCACCUUUAUUGUGGUCACUAUCAUCGGCAACACGCUUGUCAUACUGGCCGUUAUAACAACGCGUCGUCUAAAAACGGUCACGAACUGUUUUGUGAUGAGUUUGGCUGUAGCUGAUCUGCUGGUGGGGAUAUUUGUGAUGCCACCUGCAGUGGCCGUUCAUUUAAUAGGUUCCUGGCGCCUUGGUUGGGUAUUAUGUGACAUUUGGAUAUCACUGGAUGUGUUGCUAUGCACGGCGUCUAUAUUGAGCCUCUGUGCUAUUAGUGUUGAUAGGUACUUGGCAGUUACGCAACCUUUGACAUACUCACGCAAAAGGCGCUCAAAGCGUUUGGCAUUCUGUAUGAUUUUGAUUGUCUGGGUGUUGGCAUUGGCUAUCACCUGCCCACCAAUGCUAGGUUGGUAUGAGCCGGGGCGACGUGAUCUAAAUGAGUGCCGCUACAACCAGAACGAAGGAUAUGUGAUUUUCUCUGCAAUGGGCUCAUUUUUCAUUCCAAUGGCUGUUAUGAUUUAUGUUUAUGCGAGAAUUUCAUGCGUCGUUGCAUCGCGCCAUGACCAUAUGGCAGACAUAAGUGUACAUAAUAAGAAAUUCAAGCGCUACACAGCCGCCGACGUUGAAGCUGACAUGGACCACGACUUUUCUGAACAGGAGCUUAGUUCGGGUCAGCGCAAGCAUACAGCUGCACGUACAUUAUCCAAUCCAACCCUUGCCAAGGAGUUACACGACAUGAUGCUGUCUGAAGGGGAGAGUGGUGUGGCGAAUGCGACGGCGGCAAUAAAUGGCAACGGAAAAGGCAGUGGCGGUGAGUCCUCCUCCCAUUGUCACUCACUUUUAACUCUCGCAACAGCCAAUACCAAGAAUAGUUGCUAUGAAUUAACGCGCCCAUCGUCCCUUAAACGAACGCCUACUUCGUCCUCCACAGUAACAGUAAUUACAAGCGGUUGUGGUGGUGCCAGCGGCACCAGUGGCGUCGGCGACACUCUAAAUGUUUCUGCAGUUGAUAGUGCGAGCGCCAGCGAUCAGCAUUGGCCUUCACGUACACUUAGCAUUCGGCAUCACCAUCACAUUGGCACGUCUAGCAGCACUUCAGGUAUAAGUGGAAACGUUUUGGUUGGUAAUGUGACCACAUUGCCAAAUCUGCAACCGGAAGCCGCUGCAUUGACGCGGCACACACGAAUCCAUCACCAUCACACUAAAUCUUUUUCGAACCGCGUCACUUCGCUUAAGAAGGAGAAUAAAACUACACAAACUUUGAGCAUUGUCGUUGGGGGCUUCAUCGCCUGCUGGUUGCCGUUUUUCAUCUACUAUCUUAUAACCCCCUUCCUAGAAGAGCAUGAAGUUAGCCGCACUCUGGCGAAGGGACUAACCUGGUUGGGGUGGUUCAACAGCGCCAUAAAUCCGUUCAUUUAUGCAUUCUACAGUGUUGACUUUCGUACGGCUUUCUGGCGGCUGACGUGCAAACGCUUCUUCAGUGGUUCUAUGAAACCGCAGUUUCCAACGAACACCAUGUCCAUUAGACGAUAGUUAUACGCUUUGCAUGCAUAUUACGCAUAGUUUAAUAAGCCACAUACGUACAUAUAUAGUUACAUGCAUAUGUAUGAUAGCAUGUUCAUGUACAAGUAAACAAAUACAUAUCGCUCAUUUACUUCAAUAGUGUCAUAACUAGACAUCGGUAUGAAAUUGCAUGUAUUUGUUUAGUAUCAAAGAGAUCCUGGACCAAGACAGAAAUUCUAAACGUUGAUUUUUAAA
Molecule: messenger RNA, 2317 nt
Organism: Rhagoletis zephyria (snowberry fruit fly)
Lineage: Eukaryota; Metazoa; Arthropoda; Insecta; Diptera; Tephritidae
Product: putative tyramine receptor 2
Biological process (GO): positive regulation of MAPK cascade; adenylate cyclase-activating adrenergic receptor signaling pathway
Cellular component (GO): plasma membrane
Molecular function (GO): G protein-coupled receptor activity
Source: RefSeq, a predicted model, not a curated record